AAUCUUUAUCUACAGAGAACCUCUACUCUAACCCUAUUUAUAUAUAUCCAUAUAUGCCAUGCCAGCUGCCCGCAAACCCUAAAGCAUGCAUUAUCAGAUUUUCAUUUCUACCACUACCACUUAAUUUGAUAAAGCUACUAUGAGUACGGAACAAUGUUGCAACAGUUCUUGCUGUUUCUUCUGUGCGAUGAAACAGCAAGACUUAUCCCUCAGGCAAGCAGAAAUAGCAAGCUGUUUCAAAGAAAUGCCUCUUAAAGAUGGCCAAGAACAUGUUCUCGUUCUUAGUAGCCUGUGGAAUAUGGCUAUGACUCAGCCUGAUGAUCCCGAGUUCUCAUCUCUCGGAAUCUUCAACUGCAUGGCUAGUUUAAUCCAAAAAGGUAUAAACGAUAAAAGUUGGCUUCUCACGGAUCAAAACAUUUAUAUUCCUUACUAUGCAGCUCAUAUAAUCGGCUCUUACACUAUGAAUAAGGUCGAGUUUGCUGAGAAAGCUGUUGAGUCAGGUGUUAUACGUCCAUUAAUGGAUCUUUUAAGAGGAAAGAUUACUUGGAUAGAGCAAAGAGUUGCUGUUCGAGCACUUGGGCACUUAGCCAGCUACGAGAGAACUUUUUCAGCAGUAGCAGAAUACGAACAAGAGCUAGUCGAGUUAACUGUCGAGUUAGCUUCUACUUGCCUUGAUACUGUGUAUGCUAAUUUUGUUAAGGAUUCGGAUAAGAGACUGAAGUAUCACAGUGAGUUGCUCACAAGAGGAAUCGGUGGGAUCGAUAUGGAGAACAGAAAAGCUGAGGAAUGGGCUAGUCAAACACAGUGUUGGUCUGUUUAUCUUUUAAAUUGUUUUGCAUGCAAAGAGAGGUGUUUAGAUCUAAUCUGUAAGCAAGAAUUUUUAAAAGAUUUGUGUGACAUGUGGGGUGGGUUGUUGAAUCAUUCAUCACCAGCUGGGAUUGGACUGAUUAGAAUAUUAUGUUAUAGUAAAUUUGGAAGAAUGAGAAUAGCUGACUGUAAAGAAAUUAUAAACAAUCUCUGUAAUCUCUCGAGAUCUUCAGAUGAUUGGCAGUACAUGGGGAUAGACUGUCUUGUUCUACUUCUCAAAGAUCAAGAAACGAGGUACAAAGUUAUUGAAAUCGCCACCUUGUUUCUUGUAGAUAUAGUAGAGCUUAAAAGACUUGGCGAGAGAACAAAUGUUGGUGAAGCAAUUACAAAAGCACUUCUUUUAGACUACAAACAAAGCAAUAAGUUGAAUAUAAAGAACAAAAAUGUUCUAAAAAUUCUCCAAGAAAUAAGGGUUUUGAAGGUAGACAGAAAAAGAAGAGAGAAACUGAUGUUGUCUGAAGAAAAAGCUGCAGAGAAAAGGGUUUUGGUUGGUUUAAUAAAACAGCAAGCAAAAAAAUUGUUUUGGCAUGGCGAUUUAGAAGCAGCCUUAGUGAAAUACGAUGAAGCAUUAAAAACGUGCCCGUUAAGGUUACGGAAGGAUAGAAUGGCGAUUCACAGUAACAAAGCUCAAUGUCAUCUGCUGUUAGGAGAUGCAGAUGCUGCUAUAAGUGAGUCAACUCGAGCUCUUAGUUUGUCGAAUCCAGCAAAUUCUCACAGAAAAAGUCUUUGGAGAAGAUCACAGGCGUAUGACAUUAAAGGGUUAGCUAAAGAGAGCUUGAUGGACUGUAUAGUGUUUGUUAAUCUCUGCAUAAACACCAAGCGUGUAAAAUUAAUCCCGUACUAUGCAGCACGUAUGAUCAGCAAACAAAUGGAAGCCACGUGGCUUUUUGCAGGUGCUAAGUCAAAGGCAUUAAGUGGCGUGCAAGAAGAGGAUGGAAAUGACGAACACUCGCAGAAAUAUGAGGAAAUUAUGAUGAGAAUUAUGAUGGAGAAAAAGGGUCUGUCGACUAUAAAGGAAGAAUCAUUCGCUGGAAAAGAAGGUAGCAAAAGAAAGGUGAAUAUGGCAAGAAAGGGAAGAACAGCUUUUGUGGCUGAAUCAAUGUGAUGCAAAAUUGGGUUAUCUUGCUCGUCAUAAAUAGGUUAAUUAGUGCAAUUUUGUUUAGGUGGUGUCGUGGAAUUGAAGUUUUUGUAUUUUUGCCUAUCAUCAUUUUGUGAAUGGUAGAAGUUGGGAUUUGGACA
This is a messenger RNA of Mercurialis annua (annual mercury), 2106 nucleotides long. RefSeq lists its product as uncharacterized. The record is from RefSeq and is a predicted model, not a curated record. The coding region runs from base 140 to 1972 and encodes 610 amino acids. NCBI's taxonomy places the organism in Eukaryota, Viridiplantae, Streptophyta, Magnoliopsida, Malpighiales, Euphorbiaceae. Gene Ontology annotation, molecular function: protein binding. The transcript is spliced from 2 exons.